AUGAUUGAGAAGAGAGCAGCUCCAGAUAUGGCGUCGUUUACCGCUGCUGAAGCCAUAGCAGAGUUGAAACACGCUCUCUAUCGCAAAGAAAUAGAGUUUCUUGAUCUGAAAUGCACUUACCUUUCUACAAGGUUAAAGUCAUCAAGUGAAUCUCUCAAAAAUGCAAAGCUCUCAACAGAAAUCGCUUUGUUGAAUGACAAGAAUGAGAAGAUGGAGGGAAUACUGGAAUCGACUAAAAGGCGGCUACAGACCUGCGAGCUACAAUUACUCGAAGCGAAAAGUUUGCAAAGUAAACUUAGAGAAGAUCUACUUCGGGAGAGAGAACAGCUAAGGAUGUCAAAGAAAAAAGAAAGUGAAUUGGAAAAUUAUGUGAAGGGACUCGAACGAGAGCUGCGUGAUCUCCGUGCUGUGAGGGAAACAACUCCCAAAAAUUGUUUGCGCCCUCGCAAAAACGCUACAACUUACCAGUGUAUGGGAAAAUCACGAGAAAAUGCGGAUGCGGGAGAAGCAUUGCCAAAAAUAAAAACAAGAAGACCUUUGAUGGACAGGACGAAUGUCUCUCAAAAAGAUGCGGAUUCUGCCGAUUCGAAGGACGAAAAGCAAUGA
This is a messenger RNA of Cylicocyclus nassatus, 606 nucleotides long. The record is from the annotation of a GenBank genome assembly. NCBI's taxonomy places the organism in Eukaryota, Metazoa, Nematoda, Chromadorea, Rhabditida, Strongylidae.